AUGGAUUUCAAAAAGGUGAAUACAUAGUUAUCUCUUCGUCAUUUGUUAUAUUACAAAUAAUUGAGAGCGCGGACACUACAAACGGUGAGACGGCGAAGAGUGUGAAGUCCCUCAUUCAACUCUUCGAGGCGUCGGAGCAAGGAAAGACCAACGUGCGUGGCUCUUCGCUUUUGGUGAGUUUAAUUCUAAUUCAACAACUAGCUUCAAACUUCAGAAAUUGGAAGACUCGAAGUUGGUUCAUCACGAGGAGUUGGCGAUGCAGAAGCCUGAAGAGAAGUCUAGUUGGGACUCGGAUCCGAUUGAUCCCUCUUUUCAUCUGACAACGGAGGAUCACGAGCUGCGCGAGACUUCGGAAGCGAUGCCAACGGAGACCACGCUGAUUCCAAAGUGCCCGCUGGAGAAGGAUGAGUCCGAUGACGGUGCCGACCAGGCAACAAACGAGAAUGCGGACCCUGCAAAUGGGGAGUCGGCGAAGAGUGUCAAAUCUCUCGUUCGGGUUUUCGAGGGAUUUCCGUCGGAGCAAAGAGACGCUGACGGAUUUCUCAUUUCCGUGAGUUAUUGAUUAAAUUGAUACCGUUCAAGAGUUGUCAAACCCAGAUAAUGGUGGAGAGUAGGCGGAAGCUUGGUUUUUUAAAACAGUUUUUGACGCGAAAAAUGAGCAAUAGUAAAUAGAAGAGAAAAAAAGAUGUUCAACCCCUUUGCACCCUCCAAAUCCUCCACGUGUUUCGAUCCAAACGUCUCGAUCAGCUCCUCCAGUUGUUGGCGACAAAUUCUCGGUGCUAGGUGGUUGGCGUGCCUUUUCCAGUUCUCGAACACAGAUGAUUGUGGAGAGUAGGAGGAAGCUUGGUGUAUAUUUAGAAAUCACUUUAUUGAAAAGAAUAAAUAUCAAGAGAGAACAAUCGGCAUGUUUUUCUGCACAAAAAAACUGUCAUUUGUUAAUUACAAAAUGUUUCAACACUCCAUUUUUGAUUUCAGGAGUCGAGAGGCACCGAGUCGGUUUACAAGACGCAGUUCGAGCAAUUGAUCGGAUUCGUUCGUCAGAGAUUGAUCUUGCUUAGUGAGGGCUGUGACGAUAUUCUCAAGAAGCUAGAGGAUGAGAACCUGGAGCUCAAGGAAAAUUCGAGCUGUGGCCAAUUCCCGGUCGUUCCGACUAUCCAGGAUCAGAAGUUGUAUGAAACUCCGGAUGCGAUGCCAACGAAGACCACGGUGAUUCCGAAGUGUGAGCUUGAGAAGGAUGUGUCCAAUGCCGGUGAUGUCAACGAUUCGAGCGAGGGGAGCAACGAUGCUCGUGCCGACAACGACUCGAGCGACGACGGCUCUAGAACGAGUAGAUCUGCCGUUUCAUUCUUUGAAUCCAAUCUUUGA
This is a messenger RNA of Caenorhabditis sp. 36 PRJEB53466, 1365 nucleotides long. The record is from the annotation of a GenBank genome assembly. Lineage: Eukaryota; Metazoa; Nematoda; Chromadorea; Rhabditida; Rhabditidae.